UUGUUUUUUUUUCCCCCUUCUUGUUUUUUGUUUUUUUUGGAUUUUUUUUGGCCCCCCACAUUUUUUUUUUUGCCAUUAUGAACCGUCCAGCCCCUGUGGAAAUCACUUAUGAGAAUCUUCGUUUCCUGAUCACUCACAACCCAACCAAUGCAACCCUCAGCAAAUUCAUCGAGGAGCUGAAGAAGUACGGGGUGACCACCCUGGUGCGAGUUUGUGACGCCACCUACGACCAGGCCCCCAUCGAGAAGGAGGGAAUCCAGGUCCUGGACUGGCCGUUCGACGACGGCGCGCCGCCCCCCAGCCAGGUGGUGGAGGAUUGGCUGAGCCUGCUCAGGGCCAAGUUCCGCGAGGAGCCCGGCAGCUGCGUGGCCGUGCACUGCGUGGCGGGGCUGGGCAGGGCUCCUGUUCUGGUGGCUCUGGCUCUCAUUGAAUGUGGGAUGAAGUACGAGGACGCCGUGCAGUUCAUAAGGCAGAAAAGAAGGGGAGCUUUCAAUUCCAAGCAGCUGCUGUACCUGGAGAAAUACAGACCCAAGAUGAGAUUGCGCUGCAAGGACGCCAACGGGCACUGCUGUGUUCAAUAAAUAAAUAAAAAUAAAAAUUAAAAAUAAACCAAAUUAUAGCUCCAAAAAAAAGCAGGAAUCAACACUCU
Messenger RNA from Catharus ustulatus (Swainson's thrush), 649 nucleotides. RefSeq names its product protein tyrosine phosphatase type IVA 2. Gene Ontology annotation, cellular component: nucleus. NCBI's taxonomy places the organism in Eukaryota, Metazoa, Chordata, Aves, Passeriformes, Turdidae. The coding region runs from base 78 to 581 and encodes 167 amino acids. The transcript is spliced from 5 exons. Gene Ontology annotation, biological process: protein dephosphorylation; positive regulation of cell migration. The record is from RefSeq and is a predicted model, not a curated record. Gene Ontology annotation, molecular function: protein tyrosine phosphatase activity.